AACAUUGAAUUUGUAUACUGAAAAUUUUCAUUUUCAAGGCUUGCUCUGCGGCAAGCGGUACCGUUAUAGAAAAACAAGGACCUUUCUCGUAUCCCCCUCUACAGUCAUUCAUGGAUGGAAACUUCAAAAAAAUACCAAUAUUGAUGGGUUUCAACUCGGAGGAAUGGUUGUAUUCAGCACUGGAUACAAACCUCACUGAGCGUGCUGAGAUAGAUGAUAAUCCUGAUGAACUGAUAACAGAUUUAAUACAUAUGUCUCCAGAAAACAGAACAAUCGCUGGUCAACUCCUCAAAAAAGUGUAUACAAAUACUUCAUUUCAAGAAGAUAUCGGCGCAUUUUGUAGGUGGUUUAGCGAUAGGAUGAUGAUAACUCCAAUUUGUAAACAGGCCGAGCUCAUAUCUUCGGAAGUGCCCGUUUAUUUAUACCAGUUUUCCUAUUAUGGCGAAUUGGGGCAGGGACCAACUGAAAUCAUUCCAG
Leptinotarsa decemlineata (Colorado potato beetle) is the source of this 477-nucleotide messenger RNA. RefSeq names its product juvenile hormone esterase. Lineage: Eukaryota; Metazoa; Arthropoda; Insecta; Coleoptera; Chrysomelidae. The record is from RefSeq and is a predicted model, not a curated record. Gene Ontology annotation, molecular function: hydrolase activity.